Messenger RNA from Candida tropicalis MYA-3404, 975 nucleotides. RefSeq names its product type I HSP40 co-chaperone (gene HLJ1). Gene Ontology annotation, biological process: cellular response to misfolded protein. The transcript has a single exon. Lineage: Eukaryota; Fungi; Ascomycota; Pichiomycetes; Serinales; Debaryomycetaceae. Bases 1 to 975 code for a protein of 324 amino acids. The record is from RefSeq and is a predicted model, not a curated record. Gene Ontology annotation, molecular function: Hsp70 protein binding. Gene Ontology annotation, cellular component: endoplasmic reticulum membrane.
AUGUCUUCGUAUACUAAAGAACAGGAGUCUAUCGUUUUAAGGGUUUUAUCCUACAAACCUCACCAAUUUUAUGAAAUUCUAUCUGUUGAAAAAACAGCAAGUGAAGGCGACAUCAAGAAAUCAUAUAGAAAAUUAGCCAUCAAAUGUCAUCCUGAUAAAAACCCACAUCCAAGAUCUUCAGAAGCAUUCAAAUCAUUAAAUAAAGCAUGGGAAGUUUUAGGUGAUCCACAGAAAAAGAGGAUUUUUGACCAAACUGGGGCAGACCCAACAUCAAGAAUGGGAGCCGCAGGUGGAGGUGGACCAAGUGGUUUCAGUAGUAGUCCAUUUGGUGGUAGAACAGGAUUUGCCAGUGCUGGUGGUGGACGUAAUCCAUUUGAAGAUGAACUAUUUAAUAUGUUCUUUGGUGGGGGAGGUGCCCAUGGCCCAACAUUUACUUUCGGUGGUAAUGGGUUUUCUUUCCAAAGUUUUGGAGGACAAAAUGAUCCAUUUAUGAGACAUAGAAGAACAACAAGAAGACCACGAGCACAAUCUCCUAAUAGGGCUACACAAGAGGAAGAACAACCUUCAUUGCUUGAGGGUUUGAAAGGAUUAUUACCAAUAUUAUUGUUAUUGAUUGUGCCUGUAUUAUCUGCCCUUUUCUCGAGUGACACAUCCCCAGAAUAUUCAUUUGUACCAAGUCAUGAAUAUAACAUACAGCGUAACACUCCAAAGCAUAAUAUACCAUUCUAUGUCAAUGAAAAAUUCGAACAAAAGCAUGGCUCAAAAAGCAAAAGACAAUUGCGUAACUAUGAUGCUAAAGUGGAGAACAUUUUCAUAUCCGAUAAGAGAGCUAAGUGCUCGAGAGAACAAGUUCACAAGGAUCAAUUAAUAGAAGACGCGUACGGCUGGUUCAGUGUAGAUGAAGCUAAAUUGAGAAAAGCUGAAAACUACCCUACACCAAACUGUGAUGUGUUGAAAGCUUUAAAUUUGAUUUAG